AUGUCAGAAGGUGCUCCAGUAUUUCCUUCUGCCCCGUCAUCAGACGAAUCUCUUAUUUCCCAGCCCAUCAUAAUCCUGACCAUAUCCAUUGCAGUAUAUUUGGUGCUGUUUGUCAUCAUCGUCAUGGUACGCCAGUGCUUACUUCAACGUGGCUUUUGUGCUGAGUGUUUCUUGUGUGGGAAAGAAAAUGAGCCAACCUGUUUGAACUGCUGCGCUAUCCUUUCUGAGUCUUGUCAAUGUAAUAUUCCCACAAUUGAAUCCUGUUUAGAUACAUGCUGUCCAAAGAGGAAGCAAAUGGAUUGUGUGGAUAUCAUUUUGUGUCAAUGCUGUGCUGGGGCUGAUUAUGGUAACAUAUGCAAUUUUGGCAAUUGCAAAUGUGACUGUGGUUGUGACCCCGGCUGUAACCAGAUCAACUGUUUGUGUUUUCAAUUGAAUUUCAUGGAUGAAACGGCUCAGAUGGCUGAAGCAAUAUCAAGCAGACCAAUGAUAACUUGA
Molecule: messenger RNA, 495 nt
Organism: Acanthosepion pharaonis
Lineage: Eukaryota; Metazoa; Mollusca; Cephalopoda; Sepiida; Sepiidae
Source: the annotation of a GenBank genome assembly